AUGCCGGCAAUGGCCAACAGGUUCCCGCCGCCAUCACUAUCGUCCCCUUCAGCGUUGCCGAUCGAACCACCGCAGUCGACAUUGUCCUCGCGCACAAUCUCACCAUCACCGUCAUCGUUAUCCGGUGCGGGAGUGGCACCACAGGCAGAAAUCUCAAGGCCUCAACCGGUAGCGGUUACAAGCCGUGCGGGUACGGUGGUUUGCGGCCUAAUUGGAAAGUUUGAAUGCACCAGGUCCGACACUGCUGACGUCAAAGUGACAGCAAACAGUUGUCGAGCGAGCGAUAACGCCCUUAUCACUUCUAGGGGCUGUCCCAUCACUUGCAGAUCGAGCCCGACGUGGGGUACGGGCGAAACCGAGGAGUUUGUCGGGUUCCGGGAGAUUGUGACCGGUAACCGUAACGAAUGUUCUGAUAAGACAACCACCACCACCACAAUGGGCGUCGGUGGGACGGGCGGUCGGCUAGGGCAAUGUUCCGGAGAAAUGGUGAACUCAGAAAUGGAUGCCUGUGUACAUAGAACCCGGGAGCGCCAACGAAAAACGGUCGUCUACAGUCGGCUUUGUUUGGACGAUGCGCUGCUGGACGAUGUUGGACUGUUGGAAUCGGAUGCCCACAAGACAAAUGCUUCGACAGGGCAACAUGAGCCAACUGAUGCCACUGGGCAGUCCGUGCGACGGUCGACGGGACAGGCGGAAGUGAUCCGUUUUCCGUGCGUAGAACGACUGAUCGAACUGUACGCAAACAUCAUCCGCCAGAAGGAGGCUGAAGUGCAAAGAUUUAUGAGCAGUAUUGUAAGGAACGGUGAUAAAAGACGAUUAGAUAAGGCCUUGUCAUCGUCGGCGGACGGACGGCGGAGACGUGCUACGGAGGACGGGUCGCACGGGAGCAAAUUACAGCAAGGUGACAUACGCAAGGAACCCUCGCUACCUGCGUCAGUAUCGCUGGAAUCGUUGUCACGUACGAAGACGUUACAGGCUACAGAUUUGGUGGGUGACCGCAUGCGCACCAGUUCGGUACAGUCCAUCGACGAGGUGGUACGCGCAGGUCGCACGAAAGAAAGCUCCAGCCCGGCCCAAUCGGAUGAAGGUUGGCGAAGCAGCACUCAGCCCAGCUCGUACGGUUCUAGCGACGAAGAGGAACGUCCGGUGCAGGUGGAAGAAGAACCACGCGCAGAAAACAUGAAGAAUCGCGACAAGGUAACACGUUCGUCCAGCUCGGAUUCCGCCCUCGGUCUGGACGAUGAUCUCAGCCAGCAGGAACAGCAACAAAUGAUCGCUACCGUGGGCAAGGUACGGCGACUUACACUCGGUGUGUCCGAUAUUCCACUCCGUUCGGCGCUACUGCCAGUGCCGGAGCCAUCCACAUUACCCAGCUUAACGACGGUAACUUCCGAUCACUGUCCUACGGUAGUUCGCAGCAAGAUGAUUCUAGAGGCACAACUCAUCGAAUUACCCUUGGUAGACGGUAACGGUGGAUCGUCGGACCAAUCGGGCCAACAGCAGCUCGGUUGUCCACCGAGCAACUCCGUCUCGCGGCGCGAAUCCGCCCAAAGCUACAUCAGUGAUCUAGGCGAAGGUGUACGCUACGUCCGAACACCGUCAGUAGUCGUUUCGGACUAUUCGGACGACACCAUGUGUGGCAUUACGUUGGAGGAAAUUGAGUACUUCCGACGGCACAGGUUACGCCGUGGCUCAGCCGACUGCGAGUCGGACAUCAGUGCGGCCUCAUCGUGCAGCAAUCUGAACUACUGCGGUUCGUCCAUCAGUGCGCUGGAUGGAUGCGAGUACCAGUGUGGACUGAGAACUCCCGAGCGCAAGGUGUCCGAUUGCUCCACCUGUUCCACGGUCAGCUGUGAGGAAGAUGAAGGCUACUCAGUGGUUCGUUCCAAACUUGCCAGCCUAAGCCUCCCAUCUAACCCGGUCCCGGAGGAGCCGGAAAGUUCCCCGAAGGCGGGAGAACCACCGGUUAUCAGUUCACCGCACGUCAAUCGGUUAGACAAUGCUGGUGCAGCGACUGAGGACACUUCCACUGAGACGGGAGACGUUCGGGUGUGCAGCAAAAAGAAGGUUAGUCACGAAUCGGAGCAUUCUGGAUAA
This is a messenger RNA of Anopheles marshallii, 2097 nucleotides long. RefSeq lists its product as uncharacterized. The record is from RefSeq and is a predicted model, not a curated record. The coding region runs from base 1 to 2097 and encodes 698 amino acids. The transcript has a single exon. NCBI's taxonomy places the organism in Eukaryota, Metazoa, Arthropoda, Insecta, Diptera, Culicidae.